Molecule: messenger RNA, 1521 nt
Organism: Penaeus chinensis
Lineage: Eukaryota; Metazoa; Arthropoda; Malacostraca; Decapoda; Penaeidae
Product: RNA-binding protein 25-like
Exons: 3
Source: RefSeq, a predicted model, not a curated record
AGAGAGAGAGAGAGAGGGGGGGUAGAGAGAGAGAGAGAGGAGAGAGAGAGAGAGAGAGAGAGAGAGAGAGAGAGAGAGAGAGAGAGAAAAGGGAGAGAGAGAGAGAGAGAGAGAGAGAGAGAGAGAGAGAGAGAGAGAGAGAGAGAGAGAGAGAGAGAGAGAGAGAGAGAGAGAGAGAGAGAGAGAGAGAGAAAGGGAGAGAGAGAGAGAGAGAGAGAAAGGGAGAGAGAGAGAGAGAGAGAGAGAGAGAGAGAGAGAGAGAGAGAGAGGAGAGAGAGAGAGAGAGAGAGAGAGAGAGAGAGAGAGAGAGAGAAAGAAACGAAGGAAAGAAAAAGAGAAAGAGAAAGAGGGGAUGGAGAGAAAGAGACAGUGCUAAAGCGCGAGGCGAAGAGAGAGAAAUGGGGCAGAGAAGGUGAAAGGUGAUGAGAUGAGAAAAUACUUAUAUGUGGAGGUUUGAGAGAGGGGAGGGAGGGGGGGGGGGAUUUGAUGAUACAGAUAUCUACGCUUUUCUAGCAGGUUAUUGAAUCUAUACAAAGACUACUACUAGCUUUACUAUUAUCAUCAUUAUCAUUGUUGCUAUCAAAUUAUCAUCAUCAUUAUUAUUACUAAUACAACUUUUACUAUUACUAUCACCAUAGCAAUAUCGUUAUUUUCGUGACUACUAUUUUAUCAUUAAUAUCACUCUUGCUUAUUAUCAUUUUCUUUCAAGUCAGAGGCCGAACUUUCAAAAAGCAAAUCUAUAACAUCACAUUAAAAAAAAAAAACCUUGUCAUCUAAUGCUGAGAAUACGUAAAUAAAAUGUCUUCUUUGCAUAACCAGAAAGGGAAAGUCUGUGAAAUGAAAAAAAAGGAGAAAAAAAAGAAAAAGAAAAGAAAAGAAAAAGAGAUUUACGAAACAUCUCUCCUUGACCCAUUUUAUCGGACCCUCGAAUUUACUCUAUCAUUUGCAAAGAUCAUCUAGCAAUGACGCGUUGCCAUAUGUUGCAAACGUAAUUGCAAGUCUUCGUUUCAGAUUGCACAACACUCUUUUUUCCUGAGGCUACGAAAUUCUGUCGGUUGGAAGUAAAGAAAAUUGAUCUCAUUUGUAAUAAAAUAAUAACAAAACAAUCGUUACAGUUCUCUCAUUUAAAAUAAAUUACAGAGAUAAGCUACAGUUCUCUUACCUUCGGAAAAAAACAAAGAAAAUAUGAGUUCAAAACACGAAAUUCAAAAAAGAAAUAAAACAAUCAAAUCGGCUAAAUACUAAAAAACAAAAACAAAAACAAAAACAGAAAAAGACACGAAGACAAAUGAUCCACGAAUUAGAUACUGACCUGGAAUGACCUGUUUUCUCCGCCGGGUCUCUGUGUCACUCACUCAAGGUAGAGUUUGGGAAUCCUAUGUUGUUAUUUUUUCCCGAUGCAUAGGAGUCAGUCUACGGUUCGUUCUCAUCUUCAUUUUAACACGUCAGUUCUUUUUAUUUAUUUUAUUUUUGUUUUAUUGAUCUUAGAGCUGUUUUCUUGAUGAAGAAAAGGAACACCGC